Messenger RNA from Amphibalanus amphitrite, 1581 nucleotides. RefSeq names its product peroxisomal (S)-2-hydroxy-acid oxidase GLO3-like. Lineage: Eukaryota; Metazoa; Arthropoda; Thecostraca; Balanomorpha; Balanidae. The record is from RefSeq and is a predicted model, not a curated record. The transcript is spliced from 7 exons. Gene Ontology annotation, molecular function: oxidoreductase activity; FMN binding. The coding region runs from base 131 to 1267 and encodes 378 amino acids.
UCCAAGCGGCGCAGGCGCUCGUCGCGCCGACCUUGCCCGCUGCGCCGCCCAGUUUACUUCUAGUAGUGCCCGGCGACAGGGGCGGCACUACGCGGGCGGCGACAGCGGCGGAGGGUUCGGAUCAGGCGAAAUGAGCGCGCUACCAGCUCCACCCACACAGACCAUGUCUAGUGUGGUCUGCUGUAUCGACGACCUGGAACGGUCGGCGCUGGCCCGGCUCGACAAAAACACCAAUGGAUACUACAACGCCGGAGCGGACGCCGAGCAGACGCUCAAAGAGAACGUGACCGCCUACCAGCGAUACCGUCUCCGACCACGUGCUCUGGUGGACAUCUCACACGUUGACCUGACCCAGACCAUCCUGGGUCACCGGGUCAGCAUACCCAUCGGCGUCGCACCGUCGGCCAUGCAAAAACUGGCUCACCCAGACGGAGAGUGCGCGAAUGCCAGAGCGGCGGAGGCGAUGGGGACCAUCUACACACUGAGCACCAUAUCAACCAGCAGCAUCGAGGAAGUGGCAGCCGCCGCGCCCAAAGCCGUCAAAUGGUUCCAGCUCUACGUGCUGAAAAACCGUGACAUGACGCAGCGGAUGGUGGAGAGGGCCGAGAGGGCCGGCUUCUCCGCCCUGGUGCUGACUGUGGACGCUCAGAUGUUCGGUAAACGGCUGGCCGACGUAAGGAACGGCUUCAAACUGCCGCCGCACCUCAGCCUGGCCAAUUUCGACGAGGAAUACAAGAAGAACGUCAAGGGCAGCGUCGAGCAGUCGUCGGGCAUCAGCCACUUCGUGACCAGUCAGUUCGACCCGUCUCUGUGCUGGACCGACCUGGCGUGGCUGCGCAGCAUCACCAAACUACCCGUGCUCGUCAAGGGCAUCAUGACCCCCGAGGACGCGCUGCUGGCGGCUGAACACGGCGCCGGGGGCGUCAUCGUCUCCAACCACGGCGGCCGGCAGCUGGACGGCUGUCUGGCAGCCGUGGACGCCCUGCGGCCCGUGGUCGCCGCGCUCGCCGGACGCCUGCCCGUGUUCAUGGACGGCGGCGUGCGCCGCGGCACGGACGUCAUCAAGGCGCUGGCGCUGGGCGCUCAGAUGGUGUUCGUGGGACGGCCGAUGCUCUGGGGUCUGGCGUACGACGGCCAGCGCGGAGCGCAGCUAGCGCUGACGCUGCUCAGAGACGAGCUGCGGCUCGCCAUGGGACUCUGCGGUGUGACCAAAGUGGAGGAUAUAACCGAUAAUAUCCUGGAGAAGUCUGACCGGUCAAACCUCUGAGGCAGAAACGCAUCACCGGGAAGGAAUGCUACAAACGCGCGUACAUGAAUUGCGCCGAUGUCGCCGUGUUUCGUUCCAAGCAGGGGUGCACAAAUAGAGGUAGAGGGUCUCGUCUGAGCAGUCAACUUAUAUUUGCAGUUUGCACAAAUAUAUCAGUUCAGAGCUAAGCGUGUGUGGGCGUGUGAUUAAAAAUGACUUUGGAGUUUGGUUCCGUUGUGACUAGGCAUGUGACAUUGUCAAUUGUGUACAGUAUUUUGGAUUUUAUAUAUGUAAAGCUAAUACAGAUACUGCGGUUGGGUGAACCUACGAACUAA